This is a messenger RNA of Oryctolagus cuniculus (rabbit), 2982 nucleotides long. RefSeq names its product TNFAIP3 interacting protein 1 (gene TNIP1). The record is from RefSeq and is a predicted model, not a curated record. Gene Ontology annotation, molecular function: mitogen-activated protein kinase binding. Lineage: Eukaryota; Metazoa; Chordata; Mammalia; Lagomorpha; Leporidae. Gene Ontology annotation, biological process: regulation of transcription by RNA polymerase II; negative regulation of ERK1 and ERK2 cascade; cellular response to lipopolysaccharide.
GCGGCGCGCCGACGUCAAAGGCCGCUGCCCGAGGAGAAGGCCGCUGCGGGACUAGGCCGGAGCCCAGCGGCCACCCCGCAGGCUCUGAGCACCGGGGUAGCCCGGUGGCCGCUGUUUACCUCGCGCCGUCCCACCCCUUCGGCAGCCGCGAACCGCCCGAAGCGCGCGGCGCAAUUGGGCCAUCGGCCUGUCAGUCGCCGGGGACUUUCCCAGGGGUGGGGCGGGCACUUCCUCGUCUUCGGACCUGUCCGCCUGCCCUGGUCCGGGAGCCGGAGGGGUGCUGCGGGGCCGGAGCCGGGCCCCGGCCACUGCCCCGUCCCAGGAGCCGAAGAGGGGGGCGCUGUCCCCCCCAAGACCCUGCCCUCAGCCAGGCAGGCGCCACGGCAGGGGCUGCGCCACUCUCAUGGAAGGGAGAGGACCGUACCGGAUCUACGACCCUGGGGGCGGCGCGCCUCCAGGAGAGGCGUCCGCAGCUUUUGAGCGCCUAGUGGAGGAGAAUUCCCGGCUGAAGGAGCAAAUGCAAGGGAUAAAGAUGUUAGGGGAGCUCUUGGAAGAGUCCCAGAUGGAAGCGUCCAGGCUGCGGCAGAAGGCGGAGGAGCUGGUGAAGGACACUGAGCUGCUCCCACCACCUUCUCCCCCCUUGGGCUCCUUUGACCGCCUGGCCGAGCUCACAGGAAAGAACACUGAUGUCCUGGCUCCUUCAGCCGCACCUGCAAGCCCCCGUGACAAGCCAGCCCCAGUGCCCAAACCUCCAUCCAGCGGCACCUCCUCUGAGUUUGAAGUGGUUCCUGCUGAGGAGCAGAGUUCUCCACCUGACAGCAGCGCCUGCGCCAGAAACACCAUGGCGCUGGGCCCCAUGCCUCCUGAGGACAGCAACCUGAUGCUGCACCUGCAGCGGCUGGAAACUACCCUGAGCGUGUGCGCCGAGGAGCCCGACCACAGCCAGCUCUUCACCCACCUGGGCCGCAUGGCCCUUGAGUUCAACCGGCUGGCCUCCAAGGUGCACAAGAACGAGCAGCGCACCUCCAUCCUGCAGACCCUGUGUGAGCAGCUUCGGAAGGAGAACGAGGCCCUGAAGGCCAAGCUGGACAAGGGCCUGGAACAGCGAGACCAGGCUGCUGAGAGGUUGCGGGAGGAAAACAUGGAGCUCAGGAAGCUGUUGAUGAGCACUGGCAGCAAGGAGGGCGCCGCCGGGCAGCCGGGCUCACCGAAGACGGAGGGGGCAGGCGCGAAGGGGGCUGCUGGGCUGCAGCAGGCUGGUGUGGCAGUAGGGAAGGUCCCAGAGGUGGGGCCCUUGGGCACGGCUGAGAAGAAGGUGAAGAUGCUGGAGCAGCAGCGCACGGAGCUCCUGGAGGUAAACAAGCAAUGGGACCAGCAUUUCCGGUCCAUGAAGCAGCAGUAUGAGCAGAAGAUCACGGAGCUGCGUCAGAAGCUGGCGGACCUGCAGAAACAGGUGACUGACCUGGAGGCUGAGCGGGAGCAGAAGCAGCGCGACUUUGACCGCAAGCUCCUCCUGGCCAAGUCCAAGAUUGAAAUGGAGGAGACCGACAAGGAGCAGCUGACAGCAGAGGCCAAGGAGCUGCGCCAGAAGGUCAAGUACCUACAGGAUCAGCUGAGCCCGCUCAGCCGGCAGCGCGAGUACCAGGAAAAGGAGAUCCAGCGCCUCAACAAGGCCCUGGAGGAAGCACUGAGCAUCCAGGGCUCCCCAUCCUCUUCACCAACAGCAUUUGGGAGCCCUGAAGGAGCCACAGGCCUCCUAAGGAAGCAGGAGCUGGUCACGCAGAAUGAGCUGCUGAAACAGCAGGUAAAGAUCUUUGAGGAGGACUUCCAGAGGGAGCGCAGCGAUCGAGAGCGCAUGAAUGAGGAGAAGGAAGAGCUGAAGAAGCAGGUGGAGAAGCUGCAGGCCCAGGUCACCAUGUCCAAUGCCCAGCUAAAAGCACUCAAAGAUGAGGAGAAGGCAAAAGAAGCCCUCAGACAGCAGAAGAGGAAAGCAAAGGCCUCAGGAGAACGUUACCAUGUAGAGCCCCACCCGGAGCACCUCUGCGGGGCCUACCCCUAUGCCUACCCACCCAUGCCAGCCAGGGUGCCACACCAUGGGUUUGACGACUGGUCCCAGAUCCGCUACCCUCCUCCCCCCAUGGCCAUGGAGCAGCCACCCCCGCUCCCCAGUUCACGUCUCUUCCAUCUGUUUUGUCACAGCCGGAAUACACCUGGUUUUCACCCUGUGGAGCGUUGCGGAACCAGAGCUCCCAAGUGAUGGACUCGCCCACAGCCAGGCCAGCAGAACAAGGCUCCACAAAAAAUGACCGCGAGGGGCCUCAGUGAGACCAGACUGUGUCAUGUGGCUCCACCGUCGUCCUGCAGAGCCGGCCGACCUCAGAUGACUGAAAAACUUGAGGCCACGUGUUCUCCGUGGCCAGAGCCUCAGCUGGCAGAAGGCCGAGAUGGGUGGUGCUGGGCGCUCCCAGGCCCACGCAAGACUGUGAGUGAGACCAAGGAGGCUCACCCACAAGGCCCGUCUGAGCAUCGCCAGGAAUAACUCAGCACCCUGCCCCUUGGCUCUGAGUGUCAUCCUUUGCUGAAGCCACCGGGGGACACCAGUCUUGAGAGUGGGAUGCAGCCAGGAUUCCCUUCCUUGCUAAGCCUUCCCAGAAGUGGUUCCAGCCAGACUCACUGUGCGUGUUUAACUUUUGCUUCAAGCUCUGUAGCAGGACCUGUCCCACAUUCAUCCCUACCCCUCUGUGAGGAGCUGCGGGAAGAACAGGUUUGUCGCCAGAGCAGACGAGAGCGACAGGGUGUUGUUCUGCCACCGGGGCCCUCUGCACCAUAGUAGCCUUGCCAAAGCCAUUGCUGCCUGGGCCAAGUCCAGGCCCUCAGCCCCGCAGCUGGAGGCUUCUGGCGCCAGAGGCCAGGAGUGGUGGCUGUCCAUCCCUGGGCAGCUGUUUGCACGAAUCUUGGACAUAAAUCCAAGUUAAAGAUCAA